Messenger RNA from Choloepus didactylus (southern two-toed sloth), 1011 nucleotides. Its product is annotated as gametogenetin-binding protein 1-like. Bases 1 to 1011 code for a protein of 336 amino acids. The transcript is spliced from 6 exons. NCBI's taxonomy places the organism in Eukaryota, Metazoa, Chordata, Mammalia, Pilosa, Megalonychidae. The record is from RefSeq and is a predicted model, not a curated record.
AUGGAGGCCCCAACUCCAACCCCACAAUCCCGAAUUUUGGGCCGCUCCUCCUUGUUCUGCUUUUUCCGUAGCCUGGUGGGGAGCAAGAGCAGCCCGAGGGACUCUGACAAGGCCCUGGUGGGGGGCUGGAUGUGCUCCUCCCGGGGGCAAGAAGCCAUCCCCCUGAUGAUGGACCGGCCCACCACACUGACCUGUGCCCUCUCUGUGGCUACGCCCAAGGGCCCCCAGCACCUACCAGGGCACGAUCCGUCGGGGCUAGGGCUGGGGGACUUGGGGGCCCAGACCUCCACCCCUAUAGAGGUCCUUCAAGUUGUGACCCAGAGCAGAAAGGUGAGGUCAGUCCUGCCCAGAGGAGGCCAGGAGGUGCUGGGCAACCUGUCUGAGAAGGAGGAGAAGGAAGAGGAGGAGGAGGAGGCAGUGGGGGAGGCCUCUGGGGAUACAGGGGCCACAGGCAGGGGCUACUUUGCCCAGGCCCUCGAGGUGGAGCCAGAACACCUGCGGAGGGCAAUGGGGCCCCUGGAGGUCAAGCCCAAGGCCUUCACCAGGGAGGAGGAGAAGGAGUGUCUGCUUGAUGGAGACCUCACACUGGCCUCCUCGAAGGCAGGGGCAACUCCCUGGAACCACCUCCUCAGCAUGUACAAGCAGCUCCAGAAAUCAGCCAUGACCAAGUUUCCUUUCAAGGAAGGCUUGCCUGGUGAGGAAGAGAAAGGGGAGGAGGAGGAAAUGGAGGAAGAGGUUAACUAUGUUGACCUCUGGGUCCCAGGCACUGCCACCCUCCAGUCACCACUGCAUAAGACUUUUAGGUCGGCAGAUACAGUGGGUUUCAUGGAGUCGGAGGUGAAGAAGCUUCUGGCAGUACAACGGGAGUCCCGCCUCUGGAAGGAAAGCAGCCAGGACGUUCUGGAGUUGCUGACCCGGCCAGAGUUCAUGCUGGAGGAGGUGGGCAUCGUGGAUGGCCUGCACCUGCUCCUUGAGGAGAUGGACGAGAUGGGAAACUGGUCUACAGAGUGA